CGCAUCGUGACCGCGUGUUGUGUUGCGCGUGUGUAACAACACGCGCCAACUUUGCCGCGUAUACGGCCGACGAGGACCCAGCAAUGGUGUCGAUGGGCUCAUGGAAACGCCGCGUGCCCGAUGACUGCGAGGAGCGUUCCGAACCCGGCGCCUCCAGUUCGGGCGUUCCUCGUGCCCCUCCUAACUGUGCGCGCUGCCGCAAUCACAGGCUCAAGAUCGAGCUCAAGGGUCACAAGCGGUACUGCAAAUAUCAGCAUUGCACUUGUGAAAAGUGCCGCCUUACCGCAGACAGGCAGCGGGUAAUGGCAAAGCAAACGGCAAUCAGACGGGCCCAGGCUCAGGACGAAGCGCGUGCGCGUGCGCUGGAAUUAGGAAUACAGCCCCCGGGGCUGGAGUUGGAUAGGCCUGUACCACCAGUGGUGAAGGCGCCACGCAGCCCCAUGAUACCGCCGUCGGCACCACGCUCCCUGGGCUCGGCGAGCUGUGACUCCGUACCGGGUUCACCUGGGGUGUCACCAUACGCUCCACCGCCGUCAGUGCCUCCGCCGCCAACCAUGCCACCACUGAUACCACCCCCGCAACCCCCCGUCCCCUCGGAGACGCUUGUGGAGAACUGUCACAGACUCCUCGAGAAGUUCCAUUACUCGUGGGAGAUGAUGCCGCUUGUGCUCGUCAUCAUGAACUACGCCCGCAGCGACUUGGAUGAGGCUUCAAGGAAAAUCUACGAAGGGAAGAUGAUCGUCGACGAGUACGCGAGGAAGCACAACUUGAACGUGUUCGACGGACUAGAACUAAGGAACUCGACACGCCAUGACCGGACGAAGGUGGAGAAAUUCGAAAUUUAAAUAUAAAAGUGACAAUUCGAAUUUCCACGCGCGCGCUCUAGUGAUGUGCCAGUGUGUGAAUAUCAAUAUUAUUUUUUAUUUUCUUUUUUGUAGGAAAAUGCUGGAAAUUAAUAAUAUAAGUGGUGUACUGUCUUCGUCAAUGAAGUUAUUUUGCGAAUGAUACUUAGUUUUACAAGUGCCGUGGUGUGUGUUGACACUUGCUGUGCGAUGCUGUGCGAAUUUCAACGGAAAUAUUUGUUGUCGUAACAUUGGAUCUAUGGACGGCGCAUGACCCCACCGAUUCCCCGUCAACUUCGACGGGGCACAGCGCCGACAAGUAAGGCGUCGGCCGUCGCGUGUGCUCAGUGAUCACCAGACUUUAUACAUUAGUGUUUUAACAUUACGUUCGCAAACGGAACAUUCGAGAACGGAUCACGAAUAUCUACAGACAAUAUGUUUUUUUUUUUUAAGUUACAUCACCUACGUUUACAAAAUAUGUUUAUUAUAUGUAAUAGGGAUGUGGAACGUGUUAAAUGUUGUUUUUUACAUAUAAUGUCAUUUUUUUUGUUUUUUUUGUUUUUUAUAUAUUUAAAAACAGCAAACGUGUUUUGUAAAACAAAUCAUUUAUUGUUUUCGUAAGACCACCACGGACGGCGUGUGUCUUGAAUGUUCUCGAAAACGGACAAAUAUUUAUGAAUAGAUAUUUUUUAAGUCUUCACGCCGUAAACCGACAUACCAUUAACCCAGUGACUAAUCAAUAUUCUAAUACUACUUACGUAACUGCGAUUAUUACAUUUGAGCGAAGUGAUAAAAAGAAAAAAAAAAUUAUGUUUAAAAAUAGUAUUAUAACAUUCACUUUUUUGGAUGUCUAGACACAAUGACAUCGAAUAAAUUAAAAACGACUCCUUUAUCGACAACAACAGGUAUGUAUCAAGUAAAUAAAAUUGAUAUUCCAAAAAUUAUGAUAUUGUAUAAUAAAACUUUUGAUAAGGAACAACAAUAUAUUUUAAUACCCUCUGGCUUCUGGCUUCGAAGUUGCUAAAGUUUGAUGUAACUCGUUUUUGCUAACUUUACACUGAGUAUCAUUGGAGCGAUCUUAAUGAAAAUUACUACUAUUUUAAAGCACAAUUAUAAAUGAAAUUACUGGUAGAUCUGUUAAACAAAACAUUCUUAGUAUGUUUAUCUAUCUAUGCUCAUAUCACAUGUGCUGCCAUCUACAUAAAAUAUACAGAACCGUUAUGAUAAUUUUGCGAGUGUUACCAGGGUGAAAAGCUAUUUAGUUAAAUCGAAAUUUUUGCAACUUUACAGGAAACUCAGGAAAGCCAUUUAAAGUUUAAAAAUUUAGAAAAAAAUUCAAAAACAAAAAGAAACUUCUUCAGCUAUUCGAAUAUAGUAAACUUAAUUGAAGUUCAAUUAAAAACAUCGAACUGUUGAUGCUGAUUUAUUUAUUUAUUUAUUUAUUAAGUUGCACCAACAAAGUGAUCAUCAAUACAAAACAUUGACAAAUUGACAAAAGUUCAUGGCAGAUGUCACCUCAAUUAUAGGUGCAAUCGACAGUGCAUUAACAUAAAAAAUAAAAUAAAACGCACCUUUAAUUAAAUAUGCAAUUUCAAAAAUGGGAACAUCUCUGAAAAUGUAAAAUGUUCAGGAAAUGAAAAAAAAAACUGAUUAUUUUCAAAAGCAGUGUAAAAUUUAAAAUAUUAACUUUUGAGAUACUGAGAUAACUGAUGAUUUUUGUGUUAAUUAGCAAUUGAAAAUUACUGGAAUCAUUAUAAAAUUGGUGUAGCUAAGCCUCAAAACUACAUGUAUAUGAAAAAACGUAUUUGACAAGAUAUGCGACAUGUGCCCUUUUCGAAAUUGCAUAUUCAAUUACAAAGAUAAAUGUCGCUUAAACCAAAUGGCUUUUCAGCCCUUGUUAAAGUUAAUUAAUACUUCUUACUUAUAAUCUCACGAGUUUCCAAAAUUUAGAAAACAUUAAAUACAUACAUUUCAAUAAUCAUUAACAUUCAUUUUCCAUAAUCUGAAUAGAUAGUUUUCUAUUUACUAUACAAAAAUUAAAGUAUACAUACCUAAAUUAGAUCACAAAACCAUUAGUUAACACGCAAAAGAAUUUAUUUAUUUAUACAAUCCAGUGGGUACGUCAUCAAAAUUCAUUUUAAUCAUAUCUCGAUCUAUUUAUAAUACAAUGUCUUGAGAGCUUCAGUUCAUGAUUUUUUUUUUUUUUAAAACACAUAACGUGCUCGCUAAAAACAAUUGCUUAAAGAUAAUAUUAACUGGCGUAUUUACAAACAUAAACCAUUCAAGUAGCCCCUGUCUUGGUGAAACUGGAAAGGCCACCGGGCCACCACUAACCCUUAAAGUUUAAAAAAAAAAAAUCGAGUAACAGAAAAAUAUAUUAUAUUAUAUGUUAUAAUAUGUUCAAUAAAAAAUAUAUCAUUGGAUUACAAAAAUGAUACAGUACUUCAGAAUUCAAACUCGUUUGAUCCUCAAGUCGUCGGGAAUUUUUUUAUAAAUGUCUAGCUGUACCCGUCCGCUUCACUGGGCAUUUAAAAUUAACAUUAUUAUUUCUCACCCCCACAAAGACUCUCAUCAUUAACGCCCCCGCAACUGGUGUAAGGAGUCCAACACUGAUAUAAAUAUUAGCCUAUCCAUUAAGUACAUGUAUUUUCUACAUGGAUACCAAGUUUCAAGUCAAUCGGAUGCACGGUUCAGUAGUUGUAAUCGAAUAUCCGUAAAAACCAUUGUAGAUUUAUAUAUUAGUAUAGAUGUUUCUGGAACUAAUAAAGAUGACAGCAGACUAUGUUAGACAUUUACUAUAAAAAUACUUGAGGACAUUCUCAAUGAAGCUGUACACGCGGGCGUGACGGGCGGGAAUAGCGUGCUGCUGUCCAUGGUCUACAUGCAUAAUAAUAUCAUUGAAGUCUAUAAAAAUAUUUUAUAGACAUGAUAAAUUAAAAUAUAAGAAGUGUCUGUUUAAAUAUUUUUAUUGUUAUUUCAAAUAAGUCGCAGUGGCCUAAAGGAUACAACGCCUGGUUUAUUAAGCAAUGCGACAGUGCCGAUGUUCGAAUCCCGCAGGCGGGUACUAAUUUUUCCAAUGAAAUACGAACUUAACACAUCCUCACGGAUGACUUCCACUAUGAAGGAAUGACAUCGUGUAAUUAAAACUCUUAUAAAAUCUAAUUUAUUUUAUUGCUAUACAAUUCGACACUCACGUCGCGGUAUUAACUUCGGUUAUCACUUAAAAUUAGAUGAGAUGUGAGCUUUUUUACCCGAUUAUUAAAUAAAAAAUAAAACUAACAUUUACAUGCUAUUUAUUUUAUUUAUUUAUUUAUACUUUAUGCACAAAACAGAACUUGUACACAGGCGGACUUAAUGCCUUGGGCAUUCUCUUCCAGUCGACCAUAGGCUGGUGCAGAGAUAAUGCAUGGUAGGUGCAUUAACAAAAGAAUAACAAACAACAACAACAAAACAAAAAAAAAAAGAACAAACUCAAAACAAAAAUCUUCCUUAAAAUAACAUCUCAGUAUUAUAGAAUACACAUACUACAAUUUAAUAUACCUAUGUAUAAAAUAGUAAAAUACAUACAUACACAUAAUUACACACAAUAUAAUAUACAUGUAAAGUAAUAAUAUAUAAAUACACAUGAUAUAUAUGUAUAUAUAAUAAUACUAUUAAUAAUAAUUGAAAAAUAAAAUAAAUUAGUUAGUUACACCGAAAGUAUCCUUAGGCGAAAUGUUUUCCAUAAUCGGAAAUGAAGCUCCCAGGACAAUAUUAUUAACGUUCUCACGCCCCGGAAUUUGGUUCAGAUACACCAUGACUCCCGCCUAACCUAAAUUGUCAAAUUCAUUCCAUGCUCUAGUUUAUUCGGCUCAAUCGAAGAAAGUGAUAAAUUUAAUAUGAAAUUAUGAUCUCGACGUUAAUUUGAAUCUAUUGGUCUUAACUUUAUUCGUGUUUUAAGAACUGAUCAAUUUAAUAUAAAAAUUAAAAGGUUUGAUAUUUAAAUAAAACAUGUAAAAUAUUUCUCAUCUUAAAUUAUAUUAGUCAUUCCAGUCCAAAAAAUCGUAUGCUAACAUUAAUAUUUAAAAUUCGAAAAUAAAAUUUUGUACGUAGUUUUAAAAAAAAAAUACAAUGAGGAUGAAGCACUAGUCAGUAAUAAAGCGGCCAGUGUUCUAAAGAAAUAUUUGCUGUAUCUGAAAUACAGAGGACGUUGAACUAACAUCAGUGUUCCACGGUAGUACCGUACCUGAAAUACAGAGGGCGUUAUUAAAUUAAGAUACAAAUAUGAACUUAAAUGAUUUUGUAACAAAGCAAUCGUCCAUGGAUUCCGUGAUAAAAUUCGUCCUAAACGGCCGUCGAUUUUAUUUAAACUACAUAUUUUAUCAAUCUAACAAAGUAUGUCUCAAAAUUUUUAUAUAGCAUGUAAAUAUUUCGUAUUUAGUGAUAAACAGAUGAUGUACUAUGGAAUAAUCAUGUAUUAAUAGAGGGCGUAAGUGACUAUUAAAGUUAUUGUUUAUAUGUAAAUUUUACCUUUCUCAACCGUCUUGCUAAUAACCAAACUUUAAGAAAACCACGAGAAAUAAUAAAGCAUCAAUAAUAAAAGGCUCUUAAUGGUAAAGUAAUAUAUGAGUUGUCUAUUAUCAAAGGUGGCAAUCUGUGCAUUUGGACAAAAAAAUGUUAUUGAUAUGUCAAUACAGAUUGAUUUGAAUAUAAUCGUCUCCUUCAAAGAAUACGGUUCAAAACCUGCAUUAAAUAUAGGUUAAUACUUAACCUGUUAUUUAUCUAAGAUGUCGUUCAGAAGAGUUUUGUGACUGCCAAUGGAAUACAAAGUCAAUAAUUCGUUUUUCUGAUUUACCAAUAAUUGUCCAAAAGUCACAUUGCCGGCUUUGAUAAUAGUCGACUCAUAUAAAGUAUGUAAUAAUUCUUACCAGCAAUAUUUUAUUAUUCAACAUAAUUGAACAGGCCAAGUUGAAGAUGUUUAAAUAAUUAUGGUGUCAGAAUUUCAUUUAAUUACAUACAUACACGAUGACAACGUUUUUACGAUGAUAACUUUUCUGUGUGCAAGUUUUUUAACGUUCUCGAUAGCGUAAAAGUUAGCUCAUAUUUGUAUGGAACGGGAUCGUUUGCGUACGUUUGCCGCUAGGGGUGCUGUUCCAACUGCAUACAAAAUUGGGGUAACUUUUACGCUAUCGAGAACGUUAAAAAACUCGCACUAAGCACACAGAAAUCCGGCGUAAAAUAGUAGACAGUGUGCUUCGUGCGCCCCUAGCGGCAAAAGUAGGCAAAGGAUCCAAAGGUACCAUUUUUUUUUAAUACUUAAGCUGAUGGUCUUGAGAGACCAUUUUAGCGUAACCUUAGCAAGUAGGUGAGCUCACGGGGCUCAAACCUGACGUCGUUGCUAACACUAACCCUAGCAAGAGCAGUGCUUCGCAGAAUCUACCACCGGAUCGGAAACGCGACCCACUGAGAAGAUUCGGUGAGGAACUCAGUGGGCUGUAUCUGUGGGUUAAUUUACUCGCCGAGCCUUUCGUCGCAAGCGACGGCUUCGACGAGAACGAUGACCGGUGCUUGAGGUACCUAAAAGCAGUGUUAGUGGAUCGGGAGGAUCCGAGAUGACGUGCUUUGGGCGAUGCCGACUGUUUACAAUUUGGUGCAACUUCGUAAAAAUUUGACUUAACUAUUACGCGAUCAAGAAUGAUAAAAAACUCGCUCUAAGCACACAGUUGAGUUUGCCGCGCUAAUUACCAACAGGAAAAGACCGGUUGACAUUUGCUUUUUUUCUGUUUUUUGAUAUUAGUUUUACAUCCAUACAGCCUUAUUUUUCGGUACUGAGUAAAAAAUUUGUGUAAAAAUAUUAAAAAAUUAGGUCACAAGCGUCGUCUCUAAGUCUUCUAACUAAAUGGCGGACCGAUGACCGUGAAUCGAAAUUAAAUAAUCCCUUAAAAAUAUAAAUAAAAACUAUCUAGCAAAUUAAGAACUGAUUCUUUUCAAAUAUAUUUCUUAUUUAUUAGCUGUAAAUUGUGAACGGAUCCUAGUAUUUUUAAGAUCUUGUAAUUAGUCGUAAGAAUAUGUUUACGUCCUUACUAAUUUAUGAAAAUUUUAACGUAUAUUUGUUGGACGCAAGAUAUUUGUCAGUCCGCAGUCCGGAGAUGUCAUACGACAUUAUCUAAUUUGUAGUGUAGUUAAAAAAAUGCUUGACUAAAACUAUACAAAUAAUAAUAACGUAACGGUAAAACAUUUUUUACAAUUACUACUUGGUAAUCGAUAUCCAGCUGCCAAUGGUUUAGAAAAAAAUAAAUGUUUCAGUUAUUUUAUAGUCAAAUAAAGAUACAUUAGAAGUCAGGCCAUACCAGUAAUUUGCAAAGUUGGGUAAUUCGCAAAAUGUAAUAAUCUUAACAGUGGACAAUAUUUAUAUGUACUAGAAUUUGUAAUGUCUUGUUUUUUCUUUAUACUGGACUCUCUUUUUGAUACUUACUGCUUUAAUCAAGGCUGAUAUAUUUUUGAGAAACAAAAAUCACUCAAGAACUCUUUCAUUAUACAUUGCCUUUACAUCUCAAAUAAAAAAAAAUAACUAAUAUUUUCCAAAUACAUAAGUGGCUCUUUUUUUUUUUAAGUAUGGCAAUUCUAUUUUUUACACCUUUUAAUUAAAGAAAAGAUAACAUAUUAAAAAACUCGAAAUUGCCAAAUUUGACCUUUUUUUGCGAAUUACCUUUUGCCAUUCGCGAAGCAUUGCAGUUUUGCGAGUAAGAACAAAAUAUAAUUAAAACAAAAUUGUUAAAGUUAGUUUAUUUAAUUUAAAUAAAUUUAUUGGAACCGCUCCCGAAAACAAAGAGUCUAGGUUAUAUCUGAUGGUAUAGCACGAAACAAAAUUGAAACCAGAAUAAUUCUUUUAGAUACCAUUCUUUGUUGUCAUGGGUGCAACAAUUCUGUACUUGCAAUUACAUUACAAUAAAUAUCACUAAACAGAAAUAUAAUUCAAAAUUUAGAUAAAACUUAGAAUACUUUUUCUCCAUUUUGUUGGGAAAGUAGUUGUGAAUUUUUUUCUUAGUGAAGUCCUUGUUGCCUUUUCGAUUUCGGGAACGGUUCGCUUACCACCAGUACAAUUUUCUAUCAAGAAAUAAUAUCUAGCGUCCAAUUAAAAUGAAACUUCCGCCCAAUGAUUCAAGGCAUGAAUUUUUUUCAUUACUUAAUUUAAAGUACCAAAUCCGGUCCAAAUUAGUAAAUGAAAAAAAAAACUAUUUAAUAAAAGCCAAAGCUUUCUACGAAUAUCCAACUGUUUUUUCUAAAUCUUUUCCUAUAGACAUCGUCCGUUAAAACAUGGUGCUCUUGUCACAAUCUUUAAUAAAAUAUAGUAAUGGUUCGCAAUUUGGUAUUGUACACAAAGAAUGUGAUUUUUUUCCUGAAAAAAAAAAAAACAGAAUCGUUUUAUUAAUCUGCAUUAUUUUAUUGUAUAUACUCUUAAGGAUUUUUCAGGACAUACAAAGAUAGUUGAUAGGUUUACGGAAGUGGCAAACUAAUAAAGCGUAGGUAUAUUUACAAAUUGUGUAGAUAUCCUGUGGAAUAUGUCACAUGUUACAUGUGUGACAAAAUCACAUUCAUGCGUAUAUGAAUACUAAAAUGCGACAAUUAAUUUAUGUAUUUUCAUAUUUUAUUCAUACGGUCAACGGCGGCACAUCUAUUAUUAUAUUAAAUACACAGUCCUUCACAUUAGUUUAUUGUUUAAUUAUAUUUAUAUUAAUCGUAUUUAAGUGAUAGUUUUAAGGCUCCAUGAAGAAGGUGUCGAAGGGAAAUUUAUACCAGCGAUACCUAUAUCUAAAUUAAUAAAACAUUCGUAUUUGAACUAAUAACUAUCUGUGUACUUUUUCUGUACAUAAAUACAUUAUCGAUAUCUCGAUAUUGAUCGUCUUUUCUUGUAUUUAACGUAAGGAUCACAAGUUUUUUUUUUUUUUAAAUGUAACUCUACUUAUUUUCUGAUUUGUAAUGUUCAUGCCUAGUGAUAUUGUAAAUAGAUGUUUAAUGGUUAAUUAAUCUAAAUGGGAAAGUGAUAAAACUGUUUCUUGUCAAUAAACGAUUUCAACAUCGUUCAAA
Messenger RNA from Bombyx mori (domestic silkworm), 8909 nucleotides. RefSeq names its product doublesex (gene dsx). The transcript has 5 exons. The coding region runs from base 84 to 845 and encodes 253 amino acids. The record is from RefSeq and is a predicted model, not a curated record. Gene Ontology annotation, biological process: regulation of transcription by RNA polymerase II; sex differentiation. Lineage: Eukaryota; Metazoa; Arthropoda; Insecta; Lepidoptera; Bombycidae. Gene Ontology annotation, molecular function: DNA-binding transcription factor activity, RNA polymerase II-specific; RNA polymerase II cis-regulatory region sequence-specific DNA binding. Gene Ontology annotation, cellular component: nucleus.